AUGUCAUCCAAAACCCCCCUCGACAUCGUCUUCGGCUGCAUGACCUUCGGCCGCGAAGGCGAAGAACAAGUCCGCACCUCGGAUCUAAACGACUGCGCAGCUAUCCUCGAUACCUUCCAAUCCUACGGUCACAAUGAAGUAGACACGAGUCGUUUCUAUGGCGACGGCACAUCGGAAGAAUACCUCGGCAAACUUUCAUGGCAGAAGCGCGGUCUAGUGAUGGAUACGAAGUUCUUCCCCAACGUCCAUGGGCUUUUCAGUCGUACACCCACUCACUCUAGGAAGGAGGAUAUGGGCAAGAGUUUGGAGCAGAGUCUUACUGCGCUUGGAGCCGAAGGCGUGGAUUUGUGGUAUUUGCAUGCGCCGGAUCGGAGUGUGCCGCUUGAGGAGACGGCGAGGGCGGUGCAUGAGCUGUUUGAGGAAGGAGGAGGGAAGAAGUUUAAGAGGUGGGGUGUUAGUAAUUUCAUGGCUUGGGAGGCAAUCUGCGAGAUCUGCAAAGCAAACGGAUACCAGUUACCGAGUGUAUACCAAGGCGUAUACAACGCACUCCACCGCAGCAUCGAGCACGAACUGCUCCCUUGCCUGCGCAAAUACAACAUGUCGUUCUACGCGUUCAAUCCGUUGGCAGGCGGGUGGUUGACCUCGCGGUAUAAGCGCGAGACACAGAACGAAGCUCUCGAGGCUGGGAGUCGGUUUGAUGCAAACCGUAUGCAAGGCAAAAUGUACCGCGCGCGCUACUGGAACGACGAGUUCUUCACUGCGAUCGAGAGCCUGCGGUCUGAAUUACCUGAAGAGCAGACGGAGAGUGAGACGGCGCUUCGGUGGAUGAUGCACCAUAGUCAGCUGAAGAAAGAGUUUGGAGACAAGGUUAUCAUUGGGGCGAGUAGUAAGGGGCAGUUGGAGAUGAAUCUCAAGGACUUUGAGAAGGGGCCGUUGGAUGAGGGGGUUGUGAAGGCGCUGGAUCAGGGGUGGACGGUAACGAGGGGGGUGACUUGGAAGUACUUUCACUAG
This is a messenger RNA of Alternaria triticimaculans, 1011 nucleotides long. RefSeq lists its product as uncharacterized. The transcript is spliced from 4 exons. The record is from RefSeq and is a predicted model, not a curated record. Lineage: Eukaryota; Fungi; Ascomycota; Dothideomycetes; Pleosporales; Pleosporaceae. Bases 1 to 1011 code for a protein of 336 amino acids.